AUUGUACUAUUUAACAAUACGUAUUAUUUGUAAGUUAAUAAAUAAAUAAAUAUCAAUGACUUUCAGAAAUAUUUGUUUGAAUCAAUUUAGAUAAAUUUUCAUUGUUUUUACUUUAUUUAUUAGACUCUAUACGGCUGUUAGUAGUGAUUCAAAAGGAAUUUGGCGUGCACAAUUAGCAUUAGCUACUUGUGAUCAGAAUUGUUUGACGAAAACCAAUUGGAAAUAUUAUGGACCUUUAUUUCCUAAUGUAUUUUGGAGUAAAAGUGGUAGCUUAUUAGUUCAUAAUGAUACACAUCGUUAUUUAUUCUUUAAUGAUUCACAUAUUUCUAUCGCUCAAACAAAAGAUCUUAUUCAUUAUGAUUUAUCCUCUGCAUUUCUUCUUAAAACUCGUCCUGAUCAUUUUGAUUCUGAACUGGUCGAAGCUGGACCACAACCAUUAAAAUUAAGUGAUAAAAAUUAUUUAUUUCUUUAUAAUUCAGGACGAAAAACAACCAUUCCAAAUCCUAAACCUGGUUGGAAUAUUCAAUAUAAUUUAGGAUGGGCAAUAUUAAAUGGAGAUGAUCCAACACAAGUUUUAGCUCGAAGUGAACAACCAAUUUUAUCACCUGAAUUAGAUUGGGAAAAAUGUGAUAAUAGUUCAGGAAUAUGGGCUAAUCGUGGUCUUACACCAUUAGUUAUUUUUGUUGAAGGUUGGAAACAAACAGCCGAAAAUACAUUCUUAGUUUGGUAUCAAGGUUGUGAUUCAACGAUGGGUUUAGCUGAACUUAAAGUAUAUUUUUCAUAA
Messenger RNA from Adineta steineri, 784 nucleotides. The record is from the annotation of a GenBank genome assembly. NCBI's taxonomy places the organism in Eukaryota, Metazoa, Rotifera, Eurotatoria, Adinetida, Adinetidae.